This is a messenger RNA of Cucumis sativus (cucumber), 1489 nucleotides long. Its product is annotated as zinc finger protein GAI-ASSOCIATED FACTOR 1. Gene Ontology annotation, cellular component: nucleus. The transcript has 4 exons. Gene Ontology annotation, molecular function: DNA-binding transcription factor activity. The coding region runs from base 32 to 1489 and encodes 485 amino acids. The record is from RefSeq and is a predicted model, not a curated record. NCBI's taxonomy places the organism in Eukaryota, Viridiplantae, Streptophyta, Magnoliopsida, Cucurbitales, Cucurbitaceae.
UCAUGCAAACUUGUCCUCAGCCAAUAGUACAAUGGAAGAUCAGUUAGAAGAAGUUGAACAGAACAACAAUAAUAAUCAACACCAACUUCUUAAUCACUUCCUCUAUGGCUCUCCCAAUGGAGAUCAAACCAAUUCCCAUGGCUCAUCUAAUUCCCUUGAUCACCACCAACAAAGAGUUAAGAAGAAGCGUAAUCUUCCCGGCACUCCAGAUCCAAAUGCUGAAGUUAUUGCUUUAUCACCAACCACCCUAAUGGCUAGAAAUAGGUUUGUGUGUGAGAUUUGCAACAAGGGGUUUCAAAGAGAUCAAAACCUGCAAUUGCAUAGGAGAGGCCACAACCUUCCAUGGAAACUCCGGCAAAGAACCGGUGCCGAAGUGAAGAAAAGGGUUUACGUAUGCCCUGAACCAACAUGUGUUCAUCACAACCCGGCUCGAGCUCUGGGAGAUCUUACUGGAAUUAAGAAGCAUUUUAGUAGAAAGCAUGGGGAAAAGAAAUGGAAGUGUGAGAAAUGUUCCAAGAAAUAUGCAGUUCAGUCUGAUUUGAAAGCUCAUCAAAAGACUUGUGGCACUAGGGAAUACAAAUGUGAUUGUGGAACUCUCUUUUCCAGAAGGGACAGCUUCAUCACCCACAGAGCCUUUUGCAAUGCAUUAACAGAAGAGAGCAACAAACUAAAGCAAGGAAUUCUCAACAACAACAACAAUAACAAUAACAUAGAACCAAUCUCAAUUAUCUCCACUCCAAAGCUUCCUCAUUUUGGCACAUCAAUCAUGCCUGAAUUCAACCCUUACGAUCAAAAAAACCCUUUCAAAACCCUUCCCCAAGAACUCAACAACUCGACCCCCACCACCACCACAGGUGCACCCGGAGGGUUGUUUAUGGUCGGACCCAGAAGCAACAACAAUUCUUCCUCUUUCUCAAGCCUUAAGCUCAGCUCCACCACCUCUUCGCGCUUUAGUUGUCUUUAUGAUAGUAAAAAUGGCUGCCUUCAGGAUACCGGGACAGCAACAGCCACAUUGGUUACAUCGGCCACGGCACUGUUGCAAAAAGCUGCACAAAUAGGAGCAACUACAAGCUCUGUUGGUGUUUUGAAGUCUCCAUUGAUGGAAAUGGCACAUUCUGAUCAACCAGUAGACAUGGUAGGAAUGAACAAUAUGGGAAUGUAUGGACAUAUGAUGAUGAUGAAAGAACAGGAUCAUAACUGUAGUAACAACAACAGCUCUAGUUUUGUUGUCCCGGAAAAGGGACAGUGGCGACGGAUAUCGAGAUUUUCAGGUGGCGGUAGUGGAUCAGGGGAAGAGAAUCAUCAAAUGAUGACUUUAGAUUUGUUGGGAGAAAGAGGGUGGAGGUUGAGACAUUUGCAAGGAGAUCAUGAAAGUAGCCACCAUUAUCAGGGUCAGCAAGAGAUGGUGCCAAUUAUGAAGCAUUUUGAUCAGAUGCAAAACUUCCAUGGGGAUUCUUCAAAUGUUGACAAAUCCAUAUUUGAUUUUUGA